AUGGACAUGAAUCAGAUUCACUUGCUGCAUGACAGCACAGACAGGGUGACCUCGUCCGACGCCAUUGAUUCUGAGACGGUCUUUCCAGCAAGGCAGCGCCUCAAGGCCAAGGACAAGAUUUUCCAUUCAACGGCCGCGGCACAGUCCAGAUCAAGGACUUCUACGCCAACACGUAUGGCAAACUGA
Messenger RNA from Verticillium dahliae VdLs.17, 186 nucleotides. Its product is annotated as pectate lyase B. The transcript has a single exon. Lineage: Eukaryota; Fungi; Ascomycota; Sordariomycetes; Glomerellales; Plectosphaerellaceae. The record is from RefSeq and is a predicted model, not a curated record. The coding region runs from base 1 to 186 and encodes 61 amino acids.